Annulohypoxylon maeteangense is the source of this 512-nucleotide messenger RNA. Its product is annotated as glucose-repressible gene protein. Lineage: Eukaryota; Fungi; Ascomycota; Sordariomycetes; Xylariales; Hypoxylaceae. The record is from RefSeq and is a predicted model, not a curated record. The coding region runs from base 79 to 294 and encodes 71 amino acids. The transcript has 2 exons.
CAGCAACUUACAUUUCAACUACCAAAAUCAUUCAAUCACAUUCAUCAAUCAACAACCAAACUCAACCAAAUUAUCACCAUGGACAAGAUUCAGAACGCCGCUAACUACGUCACUGACACUGUCAAGGGUGCUGCCAACACCGCUUCCAAGGAGGCCAACAAGGAGGUUGCCAAGGACAGCAACGCCAACCUCAGCACUCGUGCAUCCGCUGCCAAGGAUGCCGUCGGCGACAAGGUCGAUGAGAAGAAGUACAACACAUCAGCCGAUGUCAACAAGGAGGCCGCUAAGCACUAAACUCGUCAAUGUUUCCAACUCCAACCAAACGAUUGUACGAUUGAGAUGAUCGGGGGGACAUGUUUACUUGGGCGUCUCGGGACAGACGGGAACUUUCUUUUGUCGAGAUGGCAUGGGACAAUGGUUUCGAUUCCCUAGAGAUUCAAUAUUCUUGGUCAGGCUCUACAAUACCCCUAAGAUAGCUUAUUACAACUUGUAUUAGCCAAACAUCAACCAUA